AUGGUUCGAAAGCCAGACAAUUCUUGGAGGAUGUGCAUAGACUUCAAGGAUCUCAACAAGGCUUGCCCUAAAGAUUGCUACCCAUUACCAGAAAUCGAUCUCAAGGUUGACUCCCUCUCCGGCUACCCUUUCAAGUGUUUCCUUGAUGCUUACAAGGGUUACCACCAAAUCCUCAUGAAGGAAGAGGAUGAAGAAAAGACCGCGUUCCACACAGACAAGGGGAUCUUUUGUUAUCAAAAGAUGCCUUUUGGCCUCAAAAACGCCGGAGCAACCUGCCAACGUCUUGUUGACAAGGCCUUUGAGACUCAAAUCGGUAGAAACAUGGAGGGUAAGUUCUUGGGUCAUAUUGUUGGGAAACAAAGCAUCAAGGCUAAUCCAAACAAGGUGAGAGCUGUUCUUGAAGCCAAACCACUAAAAACCAAGAAGAAGGUUGAAAGCUUAAAUGGGAAGCUUGUAGCCUUGAAGCUUUUUACCUCAAAGUUGGCGGAAAGGUCUCUCCCCUUUUUCAAAACGCUCAAGGGUUGCACCGAUAAGAAAGACUUCAAAUGGACUGAAGAGGCUGAAGAAGCCUUUAACCAAAUGAAGCAACACCUAACUUCCCUACCUGACAUGGCAGCCCCAGAAACGGGAGAACUAAUCUCAGUAUACCUCUCAGUUCCUGAAGAAGCAAUAAGCGCGGUCCUCACCAUUGAACGAGAUAAAAUCCAGACAACCAACAACGAAGCUGAAUACGAAGCACUGAUAGCAGGCUUAAGACUAGCUAAAGAAAUGAAGGUCCAAAAGCUUGAAGUGUUCACAGACUCAUUGCUGGUAUUGGUAGAAGUGUUAAAGGCUUCAUCAAUUGAUGAGUUAGAAGUUCAAGAUGUAAUCGCCGAAGAAGAUCCAAAUUGGAUGACUCCAAUCAAGAAAUUCCUCAAAAAUGGUGAAUUGCCUAAUGACCAAACAGAGGCUGAAAGGUUUAAGAUCAAGGCAAGGCAGUAUGUUCUACAAGGUGAAACCCUAUAUAAAAAGGGUUACCUCGUACCCUUGCUAAGAUGUGUUGGUCCCGAGCAAAGUCAGUAUUUGGUCAAAGAGGUUCAUGAAGGUAUAUGUGGAGCUCAUUUUGGAGCUAGAUCGGUGGUUGCCAAACUUAUGAACCUUGGGUACUUUUGGCCCUCAAUGCACCGAGACACCACUAAGCUGCUAAGGAAGUGUGAUGCUUGCCAAAUUCAUGCACCAGUCCCAAAAAGUCCCAAACAUGAUCUGGUCCCAAUAACCUCAGCAUGGCCAUUUUAUAAAUGGGGGAUGGACAUUGUCGGCCAAUUCCCCCCAAGCAAAGCUGGAGUAAAAUUUUUGUUCGUAGCCAUAGAUUAUUUCACCAAGUGGCCUGAGGUUAAACCGCUUGCAAAAAUCACGGGCAAGCAAAUCAUCGACUUUGUUUGGGAAAACAUUAUUUGCUAUUAUGGAUUGCCGGGAGUUCUUGUCACCGACAAUGGAAAGCAAUUUGCUGAGAAGCCUUUCAGCGUUUGGUGCAAAGAAUACAAGAUCAAUCAGGUUUUCAGCUCAGUAGCAUACCCGCAAUCAAAUGGUCAAGUUGAGAGAACGAAUCGAAGCAUAUUGGAAGGUUGA
Messenger RNA from Helianthus annuus (common sunflower), 1608 nucleotides. RefSeq lists its product as uncharacterized. The transcript has 5 exons. Gene Ontology annotation, molecular function: RNA-DNA hybrid ribonuclease activity; nucleic acid binding. Lineage: Eukaryota; Viridiplantae; Streptophyta; Magnoliopsida; Asterales; Asteraceae. The record is from RefSeq and is a predicted model, not a curated record. Gene Ontology annotation, biological process: DNA integration. Bases 1 to 1608 code for a protein of 535 amino acids.